This is a messenger RNA of Ornithodoros turicata, 1462 nucleotides long. RefSeq lists its product as uncharacterized. The transcript is spliced from 2 exons. Lineage: Eukaryota; Metazoa; Arthropoda; Arachnida; Ixodida; Argasidae. The coding region runs from base 107 to 1387 and encodes 426 amino acids. The record is from RefSeq and is a predicted model, not a curated record. Gene Ontology annotation, cellular component: membrane. Gene Ontology annotation, molecular function: serine-type endopeptidase activity.
CACAGCGGCACGCGCGUCGCAUCACCCUUAGAGAGCGCGAACUCGUUUUCGAGGUACUGCGAGGGUGUCCAUCGUCCACCACAGUACCACAGGAAACAUCGCAGGAAUGAUCAACGUACAGUUUCGAACCGAUCGAGGAAAACGCUCUGCUCCAUCUCUGCCCUCCGUCACCCUGGCGGUGGUUCUUCUUCAAGCCUGCAUCCACAGGGGCAAUCUUCGCCUACCAAUCUCCCCUCACUGCCUGGCCGCUGAUCGCGUCCUGGACGAUGGCGAAUGGACGCGCAUGUUCCUCGCAGCGUUCUACCACCCCAACGACACCCACUUAAUCAUGACCUUAGUCUCCUUCAUCUACAAGGCUUACAUACUCGCGUCGUUCGUCGGUGCCGUAAAAUUUCUCUCUAUCUUGUUAAAGGCAAUCAUGGCGGUCGGUGUGAUGCAGGUAGGCCUCGCGUUCCUGCUGUCCGCGUUCUUCAACGUUCCAGAGUAUUACAAGGUGUGUACGUCAACGUUCGCCGGUGUAGUGUUGGCCUUGAAGAUGAUCAACCACGGACGGUUCAACGUUGACCAAAUAGAGAUUGGCUACUUCAUUCUGAAUGUGCCCCCAUCGUCGUUUUCAUGGUUGGAAUGCAUUCUCCUCUACGCGGCCGAUCCACGGAGCCCUUUGCCAUUGCUGUCCGGAGCCCUCGUGGGGUUCAUGAUCGAGCGCGGUGCGUUGAGCUCAAGACCAUUCAACCUGAGUCAAGGCAUCAAGAGCAUCCCAACCUACUGGGCUACCUAUCUCCUGCUUAGCCUUCUCAUAACGACCUACUCCUUGAACGUUGCCAUCGACCCGUGUUGCAGUUACCGCGCAGUCUUCAGGCGGAAGCGGUUCCUGCAGCUAACAACGCCUUCCUUGUACACUCUCAACGUCUAUCACCUCAUCUACGUUGUCCUGUCCUUGCACAGCCUUGGAAAGAGGAUGGAACCAAAACUUGGUCACUAUGGCUUCCUAUACAACGUCUUUUUCAUUGUCAAUGCAGUGAACCUCGUUUUCUGCGGACUCACCUACUGGCUGUCGUACAAGGACUAUGGUCUCUCUCAGUAUUUACCGAUCUUGCCGACUGAGGACUCCUGCUUCAGUGGUUUCACUGGAGCACUGCUGACAUUGAAGAUCUUACAUCACGAACGCAAUCCCGGCGAAAAGUACAGCAUCGCGUCGUUUCCAUUCAGCGUGCCGUAUUGGUGUGGUGUGGCUCUCGAAGUGGUUCACCUCUAUUUCUAUGCACCCAAGAUUUGGCUUAUUGGGCACGUCGGCGCGGUUUUGGUGGGACUGGCGCACGUGACUGCUCUCAGUGGGAUGUCAUUUUUUAGUGGAAGCGGCUGGUCAUCAACAGAUUCACCUCCGUAGGCAUGAUGAAAUAUUUUGUUCGAUUAUGAUUUUUAGAACAUAUUAGAAGAUGUUGCAGUAAAAGGAUGACACGAA